Messenger RNA from Chinchilla lanigera (long-tailed chinchilla), 3750 nucleotides. RefSeq names its product carbohydrate (keratan sulfate Gal-6) sulfotransferase 1 (gene Chst1). Gene Ontology annotation, molecular function: N-acetylglucosamine 6-O-sulfotransferase activity; keratan sulfotransferase activity. The transcript has 3 exons. The record is from RefSeq and is a predicted model, not a curated record. Gene Ontology annotation, biological process: keratan sulfate proteoglycan metabolic process; N-acetylglucosamine metabolic process; carbohydrate metabolic process. The coding region runs from base 1683 to 2918 and encodes 411 amino acids. Lineage: Eukaryota; Metazoa; Chordata; Mammalia; Rodentia; Chinchillidae. Gene Ontology annotation, cellular component: Golgi membrane.
GGUAUUUUGUCUCAGCAACGAGAGAAAAGUAACCGAGACAGCCCCUUUGUGGGGUGUGAGUGUGGGAAAGUCAGCUCACCGCCAGGAGCCUCAGCUUCCCUCUCUGGACAAUGAGCGGUGACGGUGUCAACCUCACAGGGCUGGUGUGAAGGUGGGAUGCGUGCCCACAGAGGAGUGCAUGCCUGUGGGCACCGUUGGGAAUGCCCGUGAGGACUGGCCUUCCCUGGCAUGAUUUUACCCAUAAAGCCCCAGGCAGGACCUGCCCCCCAGGAAGCUGAGAGACGUCUGGGACAAAAUGCAUCCAAAUGCAAUAGUGCUGCAACUCAAGGGCAAACCCCUCACUACUUGAAACUGUCGCUGGCACUCCUGUGGUUGGCGUUUCCUGCCCGUUUUCUUCUUCAAUGGUGUUCGUUUUUGUCUUGGGCGCUUGGGCGGAGGAGCAGCCUGUGAUUGGCAGGAGAGCCAGGUUCCCAGCGGGGAGGGCUUUCCUCAGUCUGGGAUGGGGGCAGCAUCCCCUGAGGCAAGCAGGUGAGGCUGGAUGAGAUGGCGUGUGGUUGAGGAUGUGGUUUUUUCUUUGAUCUCAGUGAAUCUGGACUGUGCUUCUUUCUCUAUUUACUGCCACUCGGGGACCUCGUACCGAUUUGUAUUUACAGCAAGUCAGAUUUCGUGUUUCAAACAGGAUGCCCAGGCCUGGGAGCUGCAGCAGACCUCAGCCCAGGCCCUGUGCCCCUCACCGAAGCCGGCUCUGUUUCCUCCCUUGGGGCUGACGGUGAGGGGCCUGAGCCCUGGCUGGAGACUGACCUGGAGGGACUGUGCUUUCUGCUGUUUCUUAUCUGCUCAUAUAUAUUUCCUUAGUCUCUACCUGAACCAUGAGAGCGAGCCACCGCCUCUCCUAUGGAUUUGUAGGGAUUCCAUGGUGCCAGGACUGGGGGGAGCCAGGUUUGGGAAGUGAAGAUCCACUGGCCUGGCCCCAGAGGAACCACAGCAACUAGCAGGGUGUGUGACACACAGUCGCAAAGCACGGGGUCCGCCCCGUCAGCCCUGAGCGGGUGAAGGCACAGGCCAGACAGCGAAGGCAAGGAUCACCCCUUCUGGUACCUGCUUCUCUAGUACAGAUUCGGAACCCCCUGGUCCAUUAAUCAAAUGCGUGUUUGAAGUCCAAGUACAGUUCAGCUGUAGGAACAGAAAGCCAGAGGACGUGGGAUCUCCUGAGGAGGGUGGCGGCAGAGCACGGGUGCGGGGAAUAAAUCAGCUCAUUCAGGUAAAAGGCGCGGCGCUUCGGAAGCGCGCGGUGGAUGAUGGCGGAGUCACUGCUCCCGUCUCGGUGUUGUAACUCAGACUUAGGGAAGCUCGUUGAGGUCAGCAAACUUCCCGGUCCACCUCUGCUCUGCGUUUCAGGUAGCUGCUCUGCUGUCUGCUGUGAGGCUGUGGAAGAAGGCCCGCCUUCCUGGCUGUCCCUUUGGAGCUGUGCUUUUGACCUGGAGGCUUGGGGCUGAGCCCCCCACCUGCCCUCCAGCCCAGUCACUGAGCAGGCUGCUGCCCACUGGGCCCUGCACGGGGCCGGACUGCUGGACCCCUGCUGGCUUGGCCUGGCGACCCUGGUGGCUGCAGACUGUCCAGCUUGGGACGGCCCCUCUUUGACCUCGUGCCUUGGAGAAGCAGCCCCAUGAAGGUGGCCAGCCAUGCAAUGCUCCUGGAAGGCCGUCCUCCUCUUGGCCCUGGCCUCCAUCGCUAUCCAGUACACGGCCAUCCGCACUUUCACAGCCAAGUCCUUCCACACCUGCCCUGGGCUGGCCGAGGCCGGGGUGGCCGAGCGGCUGUGCGAGGAGGGUCCUACCUUCGCCUACAACCUCUCUCGGAAGACCCACAUCCUCAUCCUGGCCACCACACGCAGCGGCUCGUCCUUCGUGGGCCAGCUCUUCAACCAGCACCUGGACGUCUUCUACCUGUUUGAGCCCCUCUACCAUGUCCAGAACACGCUCAUCCCCCGCUUCACCCAGGGCAAGAGCCCGGCUGACCGGAGGGUCAUGCUGGGUGCCAGCCGCGACCUCCUGCGCAGCCUCUAUGACUGUGACCUCUACUUCUUGGAGAACUACAUCAAGCCGCCCCCUGUCAACCACACCACUGACAGGAUCUUCCGCCGAGGGGCCAGCAGGGUCCUCUGCUCCCGCCCCGUGUGCGACCCCCCGGGGAACCCCGACCUGGUCCUGGAAGAGGGGGACUGUGUGCGCAAGUGCGGCCUCCUGAACCUGACUGUGGCCGCAGAGGCCUGUCGCGAGCGCAGCCAUGUGGCCAUCAAGACGGUGCGGGUGCCCGAGGUGAACGACUUGCGGGCCCUGGUCGAAGACCCCCGCUUGAACCUCAAGGUCAUCCAGCUGGUCCGAGACCCCCGUGGCAUUCUGGCUUCCCGCAGCGAGACCUUCCGCGACACGUACCGGCUGUGGCGGCUCUGGUACGGCACAGGGAGGAAGCCGUACAACCUGGACGUGACGCAGCUGACCACGGUGUGUGAGGACUUCUCCAACUCCGUGUCCACUGGCCUCACACGGCCCUCGUGGCUCAAGGGCAAGUACAUGCUGGUGCGCUACGAGGACCUGGCCAGGAACCCCAUGAAGAAGACUGAGGAGAUCUAUGGGUUCCUCGGGAUCCCCCUGGACAGCCAUGUGGCCCGCUGGAUCCAGAACAACACGCGGGGCGACCCCACCCUGGGCAAGCACAAGUACGGCACGGUGCGGAACUCGGCUGCCACAGCGGAGAAGUGGCGCUUCCGGCUCUCCUAUGACAUUGUGGCCUUCGCCCAGAAUGCCUGUCAGCAGGUGCUGGCCCAGCUGGGCUACAAGAUGGCCAGGUCGGAGGAGGAGUUGAAGAACCCCUCCAUCAGCCUGGUGGAGGAGCGAGACUUCCGCCCCUUUUCGUGACGUGGGCGUGCGGUGGGGUGGGGCAUGGGGGUGGUUUUGAUGACAUGGACCAUUUCUAACUGUUGCCUUAUUCCCCCCUCCCCCUGCCCCGUCCCACCCUAUCUUUAUGUCCUUCCUGUCCCCUGCCCGCCCCACUCCCUCCUGCCUCUUUUUGUCUCUGAAAUUUGCACUAUGUCUUGGAGGGCAAUCCCUGGGGCAGAGGGCGUGAGAAGUGAGGGACACCCCCACCCCACCCCGUGCGGACACGCGGAUGUUGGGUCUCUCGGUGGACCGUGACGAUGUUUACAAGCACCCCACUCACAUAUCCACACGCGCACAUGGGCACCGGCGGGAGAGGCACCCCGGCCCCCAACCUCCAAGCUUCUGGGACAGAUGAGUGUGGGCCUGGUGGUUUUGUACUGUCUUUUUAACUUCUGCAAGGGAAGGGGGUGAAAAUGAAGGACCACCUCUUACUGACAUAGGAAGGGGUCUCUCCCUCCCCGCUCCCUGCUUCCGGCCCCUGACAUCCAUCUCCUCCCCUAGAGCAGAGAUAGCCCCCCGCCCUUGCCUGUCAGGGAGCAGGUUCUAACUGUGAGGUGAACAUGGGCCUUGUUGAUCUUCUCCAGUCUGUGGUGAUGCUGUCUGUCUGUCUGUCUGUCUGAAUCUCGUGGCUGCCCCCGGACCGGCGAUGACGGAUGAGUCUUCUUGUUACGAGUUUCUGGUUGAUCUUGGGGUCCAUCUGUGAAAUUUCUUUGUGCCAAAAAAAAAAAAAAAAAAAAAAGUGGAUCAGUUUGCUAAAUGAACAUUGAAAUGCUUUACCUGUGUUUUCUGUAAAUAAAAGUGUGCAAUAGUA